AUGAUGUUGACAGACACAGCGGUCAAGAAUGUUCUUUUCCGAGGUCUAUUUAAAUCGCCAGUGUUGGGUUUUCAACACUGUCGCUAUGUCUCUAUCUUGGGACAAUUGAAGCCAUCAGGUGGUUCUACAAAGUCUUUCAAAAGACUUGGCCGUGGUCCGUCUAGUGGUUUGGGUAAGACAUCUGGGCGUGGUCAAAAGGGUCAAAAGGCACGUGGUAAAGUGAAAUCGUGGUUUGAAGGUGGUCAAACCCCGAUUUAUAAGCUAUUCCCUAAAAUUGGGUUCACGAAUCCGAAUACCAGACCUUUAAAGGAACUAAACUUGGAACGUAUCCAAUGGUUUCAUGAUAAGAAUAGGCUGGACCUACAACCGGGUGAGGUUUUAGAUAUGAAUAAGAUGAAAAAACUUGGCUUGGUCACUGGUCCUAUAAAAAAUGGUGUUAAAAUUCUGGCUAGUGGGAAGUUCCUCUACAAUCUACCGAUCACUAUUGAGGCUUCGAGGGCAUCCGCAAAGGCUAUUGAUGCCAUUGAAAAAGCUGGAGGUAAGUUUACGGCACGUUAUUACACACCACUGAGUUUAAGAGCACAUCUCAAUCCCCAGUGGUUUUUAGAGAAAAGAGGAAGAUUACCCCUGCAGCCAAGACCUAUUAAAAGAAGGGACAUUGAUUUUUAUAGUAAAGAGGAAAAACGAGGCUAUUUGGUAAUGGAAAAGGACAAACUUUUGCAAGAUAUCAAGAAUGCUCAAAAGAAUGGUUCAAGACAUUUCCUGAAACAGAACUUAAGAAAGAGCGCAUUAGAACUGGAACUAGAAAAGCUGUCUCCAGAGCAUGCUUCCGUGCCCGUCAUAUCUAGUUCUAAGGUCAUGAAUAUCAAGGCUUUGAACCACUAG
Saccharomyces kudriavzevii IFO 1802 is the source of this 885-nucleotide messenger RNA. RefSeq names its product mitochondrial 54S ribosomal protein uL15m (gene MRPL10). Bases 1 to 885 code for a protein of 294 amino acids. The record is from RefSeq and is a predicted model, not a curated record. Lineage: Eukaryota; Fungi; Ascomycota; Saccharomycetes; Saccharomycetales; Saccharomycetaceae. Gene Ontology annotation, molecular function: structural constituent of ribosome. The transcript has a single exon. Gene Ontology annotation, biological process: translation. Gene Ontology annotation, cellular component: mitochondrial large ribosomal subunit.